Molecule: messenger RNA, 1973 nt
Organism: Zerene cesonia (dogface butterfly)
Lineage: Eukaryota; Metazoa; Arthropoda; Insecta; Lepidoptera; Pieridae
Product: juvenile hormone esterase-like
Exons: 3
Coding region: 73-1686 (537 amino acids)
Source: RefSeq, a predicted model, not a curated record
CACUGUGAAAUAACUCACACGCCGCUACUUCGUUCGCCGAGACACACGUGUCAGUUAUAGCUAAAUCUUAUAAUGGUUAUAAUACAAGUAAAACAGGGUCUACUGGAAGGGGAGAAGUUAAAGAAUGUUACUGAAGAUGGAUUUUAUUAUAGUUUCAAGGGUAUACCGUACGCGGCGCCUCCGUUGGGAAAGUUGAGAUUUAAGGCACCGCAGCCGCCGCUCUCUUGGGAAGGCGUAAGAAAAGCCACAGAACAUGGACCAAUAUGUCCUCAACUAGACAUAUUUACUGGUAAGAAACUACCUGGAAACGAAGAUUGUCUAUUCCUCAACGUAUAUUCUCCAGAUAUCAAACCAUCGAAACUAUUACCUGUUAUGUUUUAUAUCCAUGGAGGUGGUCUUAAGAGCGGAUCAGGCAAUGAUGACCAUUAUGGACCAGACUUCCUCGUCAAUCAAGGAGUUGUGUUAGUAACUAUCAAUUAUAGAUUAGAAGCUCUUGGAUUUCUAUGUUUGGAUACAAUAGAUGUCCCUGGUAAUGCGGGAUUAAAAGAUCAAGUUGCUGCUUUGAAGUGGGUGAAUGAAAAUAUAUCGAAGUUCGGCGGUGAUCCUCACAACAUUACAGUAUUCGGUCAGAGUGCUGGAGGAAUGUCCACUAUUUUACACGUUCUAUCGCCACUAUCAAAAGGCUUAUUUCAAAGAGCUAUCGUAAUGAGUGGAUCACCAUUCUGUGAAUGGGCCCUACCAUUUGAAAAUAGAAGAAGAGCGUUUGUACUAGGAAAACAAUUAGGCUUAGAAACGGAGGAUCCUGAAGAGCUAUUAGAAUUUUUACAAAAUGUUCCCGUCGAUAAGCUCGUCGAUGUAAAUCCAAUUGUGUUAGGUUUUGAGGAAAUUUAUGGAAAUUAUCUGAAGCACUAUCAUUUCACAGCGGUCGUAGAAAAGAAUUUUGGUCAUAACGCAUUUCUACCAAACAAACCCGAGGAAAUAUUGAAAAGUGGAAAUUUCAAUAACGUUGAUGUAAUUUUUGGUUAUACAAGUGAAGAAUGUAUCAUUGGUUUAAUGGACAAAAGGGUAAUAUCAACAUAUUAUAAGUAUGACGAUUUAUUUGUCCCUAAACAAAUAUUAUGUACUAGUACACCAAAUACUAUUUUAAAAACGGCGGAUGCUAUAAAGAAGCACUAUUUGACUAAAAAUGGAGAUAAAACACUACAAAAUAAAGAAAUUAUUAGGUAUUGGUCUGAAUGUACCUUUGUAUACCCCAUUCUAAAGCUCUUACGACUCCACGCAGAAACAAAAAAGUGCAAGACUUAUUUCUAUAGAUUUUCAUCAAUAUCAGAGAGAAAUGUUAUGGGAAAUCUGGGAAAGGAAUUCGGAGUCACCGGUGCAUCCCAUUUCGAUGAUUUAAUGUAUUUGUUUAAUGCAAAUAUAAUGAAUCUUCCAACUGACAAAAAUGCGGAAAGUUUCAAAAUGAUUGAACAAUUCUGCCGCCUGUUUACAAACUUUGCUAAAUAUGGGAAUCCCACACCAGAUACAUCACUGGGUGCCAUUUGGAAAGAAUAUAACGAUUCAAACAAACCAUAUUUGGAUAUUGCUGAUCGUUUAAUACCAGGGAAUAAUCUUAAUGAUGAUGUCUUCGAAUUCUGGGAAGAGAUUUUCAAGUCAGCUGGCAGUCCCAUUUAUUUACAAUCAUAAUUUAUUAUUAAACCAAUCAAAAAUAUAUGACAACAAAAGUACUUCAUUAUCUGUAUUGAUGUAAUAAUCUUCAAUCUAAAUGAGCACCUAACGAUACGUUUGCAAGCUAUAACUAAAGUUAGCUCUUUUUAUAUUCAUAUUUAUAAUGUUACUAUUUAUAUGGGAAUAAAUUUAAUAAAAAAAUGUAAUAUAUUAAUUAUAAAUUUAUUAUAUGUGUUAUAUAUAAGAUAAUUUUAAGGCAAUUAGGCGAAAUAAUAAACUUGGUGUGUUUCUCAGUAAAAAACAAA